Molecule: messenger RNA, 1344 nt
Organism: Vitis riparia (riverbank grape)
Lineage: Eukaryota; Viridiplantae; Streptophyta; Magnoliopsida; Vitales; Vitaceae
Exons: 3
Coding region: 505-1140 (211 amino acids)
Source: RefSeq, a predicted model, not a curated record
UCGCAUUGGCUGGGGCACUGGGAUUUGUUUGGCAUGCCUCAAACCCCAAAUGCAACAGCCCUUUGGUUUCUGUGUGAAAAAAGAGAAUCUUAAAUUCUUCUUCAGUUUCAUUUUUUUAAUUUAUUUUUUAUUUUUUAUUUUUAAAUUUUUCUGUUUCUUAUCCUUUUGCAGUAUAUAGUACUGAUGAAGAACGUGAGGGAGGGUCUUUCUCUAUCGAACAAAGGUUUGGUUGAAGCUGAGAUGUAGGAGGAGCUAUUUCCUAGCUUUUCCUCCCAGUGUUCCUUUUUUUUUUCUUCCCACUUCUUCUCCAAAUCAACGCAAAGUUGUGAUCUCCCUCGGGUCAUCAGACUCUUACAGGUAUUGAGUGAUGUGAGCUGUUUUUUUCCUUUUCCUGACUGAGAAGGGGGGUCUCGGGAAAUUGAGGAAGAAUUCAGAUUUUAUGGUAAAAGUUUCUCUUGGAAUAGGACCAUUUCCGAGAACUGUACAGGGGGUGGGUAGAGUUCAAUGGAGAAGCUUCUCAAUCCAUACGAUAGGGAGUACAUGAAGAUGGCUAUGUUAAAGCAUGAAGAAACAUUCAAAGAGCAGGUAUAUGAACUUCAUCGUCUGUACUACAUUCAGAAGAAACUAAUGAAAAACAUUGAAGUCAGUGGGUCUAAUGGACAGAGCCAAGAGAGGUUGAACUCGAAUGAUACUAGUAUGAAUCAGAUCAACCACCAAGAAAAGCCACGGAUGAAGCUUGACUUGGAACAGCCUGCAGAAGAGUACAAUGCGGAAUUGGAUGGCGAUGGAGUGCUAGAAAUUGUGGAUGAGAGCAAGUUAGAGCUGACACUGGGGCCAGUGAGUUACAGCCGGAGGAAGAAAGCUGAGACACCACUAACUUCAGAUUCUGGACCAAGCUUUUCUUCUUCUUCCACUGGAUCCAGCCAUAUGAAGAGGACAAAUUCAAGGACACCUAAGAGGAUAGAUACAACAAAAGAGGAAUCAAACGGCCAUGACUGGGGGCUCUUUAAUGUACCUGACAUGAAGCCGGGUUUCCAAAGUGGACGAAAAAACGGUUUUCAUGUGGAUGAACAACUAAGACAAGAGAGACUAAAUCAGCCUCCUAGGAUAUUCCAAGUUUUGAGUCUGAACAUGACUUGAAAAAUCUUCUUGAGUUGGUAUGAUAAGAUUUUAGACUUUUCCCCAUGGAUAAAUUCUAUGAUUGAUCGAUGUUUGUGUGGAAUUUUCUUACUGGUUUCUGUUGUAAUGGGUGAUGGAGUCUUGUGUAGAUAUUAUCAUUUCCAUGGCUUACCCAAUCCCAUUACAAAUUUACAAAGUGAUCUAAUAUUCCAUUAAUCUUUUCAA